Mya arenaria is the source of this 2112-nucleotide messenger RNA. RefSeq lists its product as uncharacterized. The record is from RefSeq and is a predicted model, not a curated record. The coding region runs from base 124 to 801 and encodes 225 amino acids. NCBI's taxonomy places the organism in Eukaryota, Metazoa, Mollusca, Bivalvia, Myida, Myidae. The transcript has 2 exons.
CGUUAGGGAGGGGCGGGGCUCAGGCAUGGACUGGUGCAGAUCCUGUAACGCUUGUUGGGAGACUCCACGCCACUUGGUUAUCAGAACUUCAAGCUCAGAGAGGUUGUUCUGAAAAAUUUGUAAAUGAAAACAGUGGUACUAACAAUGGAAUAUCCACUAGUUGUGUACACGUCUGCCCUUAGGGAUGAUAUUGGUAUCAGUCGGAAACAUAUUUCAUCCCUUGGCGCCGAUCGAAAAUGGGACAGCCUAUUGGAAAAGAUCAGGUCUGACAGUUCCCUUGUUAACACAUGCAGGCUUCCUGAAAAUAAAGACUCACCCGUAGACUUAAAUACACCACUUCAUUGGGCAGCUAUAGGCAGUGCUCCUUCGGAUGUGUUUGAAAAUCUGAUAGCACUGAACAGCGCAAGGUCACUGAAGAACGCUGACGGCAAAACACCGUAUGAUAUUGCUAAAGAGAACGGACUCGGUGAUAGCAUAGAAGAUAUGUUAGAACUACCACAGAAGGUGAAAGAGAAUACGAAAUAUAUGGAUAAGAUGGAAAAGGGUUUGAAAAAAGCUAUCGAAGGUCGAGUCGCAGAUCUUAUCGAGAAGAAUGGACAACAACUGCCACAGUUAGCAUUUCUGUAUGAGUUUGGUGAAUUGUGGUACGCAGUUCCGGGCAUGUACGGGGGAUUCUCCGUGGAAGAGCAUGCAAAAGGCGUGCAAGCGUCUAGCUGGUGUCGCGUGGCUGGUGGGAGUGGCCAACGACACGUGAUUGACAGGGAUGGAAAUGUGGAGCUUGUUGAAGAGGGUUUCGUGUAAUGGGAACUCAUUUCUGCUUUUGUGGAAUAUGCGUGACUACACAUAAAAAAUCGUGUAUAAUAGGCAUGGCUUUUCAUAUGUAUUUUAUGUAAUGUUAGCAUGAGUUUUCGACAAUGCAUUUUGUGUAAUAGCCUUAGGCAUGAUAUUUUGCUAAGCAUUUCGUGUUAUAUAGAUAUAAAUGUUCGCCAUGCAUUUUAUGGAAUUAACACGGAAAUUCGCUAUGCUUUCUUUAUGCUGUAAUUUUACCUGUUACUAUCCUUUCGUGUAUCUACCUUUAAUAUUAAAGCACAGUUUACUAAUUCGGUAUUAUACAAGCCUCUACUUUCAUUUAUCCCCGAUGUCACGAGUUUAACAUUAUCUUGACUUGUCUAUUUAUUAUGUGUCGCUGUCCACACCAUCCAGUGAUACGCACAACACUUUCACACACCCUCUAUCGUGAUGUCUGAAAAUAACGUAGUCAUCAGUUAAACAAACAUUCUCACAUAUCAGACAUGUACAACUUGUGGCAGGCAACGCGAUCGUUUGACCGAAGUAUAUUUCGUAUCUCUUCUUAUUCUUACUGCUGUCCAACAGUGUGAUUUCUUUUCUUUGCUCCAACACAUUUUUGACAGCUUAAUAAUGUGUUCGAUUUGCUGACGGAUGCCAAUGCAAUAGCCAGAUUCACCCUCAGCCUUUGCAAGGGCAUUGCUGGCUUACAUUCUACGCUCCCUCCAUUCAACUGCAUAAUGCAGAUGUAUGUACAAAGUUGGUAGGACGUCUGUUGCCAGCCUCAAAUGAUGAUUUAACUCACCAAAAUAAUAAUGUUAAAUAUCAGUUUUCUCGGAGAAAGAUCCAAAGCGUCUGCAUCACCCUGGAUCUGCUGGACCUGCAUACAGGCUUCCUGUUGCACAUCAUAGUGAAAUAAAUGUUUAUUUGCAUAAAUAUAUAUACUAGUAAUUAUAUACUCUAUACACUAUUCGGUUGGUUCAUUGUCAUGCAAACGCCGAUUGACGCGGUAUAAGCGCAUUAUUGCGCAAUGAUAGCCCCAUUCAAAUUGAUAUUCGGUAACGUCUGAUUGUGAUUGUGAAUUAACUUACAAAUCCAUGGAGUUAAUUUGAACUGUUACAGUUUGCUCAAGACCACAUCAUUACAUGUAUAACUCACGUUGGCACGAUUUAACAGUUAUCUGUCCACAAAUCUGGAUGUAACUUCACUAAAUAGUGCACAUGUUUGGGUAAUUAUUUCUGACUAUUUUGACUGAAUUAAAUGCUCCAUAUGUAGCAUUUUCUGGUGGAAAGGGUCUGGACAAAUAUAAAAGAUAGAUUAUUAAAU